AUGAAUGGAGGAGGGUUUCCAUCGAAUCUGCCGAUUAUGGAUGGGAAGAACUGGGAGAGGUGGUAUGCAUCAAUGAGAUCAUUGUUGGGAGCUCAAGAAGUGUUUGAGAUUGUUCAAGAUGGCUAUGAACAACUUGAUGCGAAUCCAACAGAAAGACAACAAACAACUUUCAAAGAUUGCAAGAAAAGAGAUUGUAAGACAUUGCUUUACAUCCAACAAAGUGUGGAUUCAAACAAUUAUGAAAGGAUCUCAAAUGUAUCUGUAUCAAAAGAGGCAUGGGAUAUCUUGGUGAAGUAUUACACGAGUGGUGAAAAAACCAAGAAGAUCAAACUUCAAAUGCUAAGAAGAAAGUAUGAAUUACUACACAUGGAGAAUAAUGAGAAUGUGACUGACUAUUUCAAUCAAGUGCAGAUAAUCAUUAAUCAGAUGAAAGCCAAUGGAGAAGUGAUGACUGAGGUGAUGAUCAUUGAAAAGAUUUCGAGGACACUAACACAAAGAUACGAUCACAUAAUGGUGGAAAUUGAAGAAUUAAAGAAUCUUGAUACAAUGAAGUUGGAAGAUCUGCAAAGCUCCCUAAAAGCUCAUGAAUUAAGGGUAAAAGAAAGAUAUAAGGCACACACACAAACACAGGCACUGCAAGCUCAGAUCAGCAAGAAGUCCAAUCAAGAUGGAGUAAAAAACAAGAAGUGGAAGAGCAAGUCAAAAUGGCACCAGAAACAAGAUCAAGAUGAGGAGGCUGGAGGUUCAAGAAAUGAAUGCAGAUCCAAGAAAGUACAAAGAGAUGAUGGUGAAGCUCAACUGACCCAGACAGACAGUUCUGACUCAAAUGAAGUGUUACUGAUGGCUUCUACAAGCAUGGAGGAUGAUUGUCCAGAAUUGUGGUAUCUUGACACAGGGUGCUCGAAUCACAUGACUGAACAUAAAGAUUGGUUUAUAAGUAUUGAUGAGAAGGUGAAGAGGGAAAUCAAAUUUGUAGACAACAACACAGUAACAACUGAAGGAGUUGGCAAUAUCUUGAUUCAAAGAAAGGAUGACAAAAAAUCUUUCAUAUGUGAUGUGUUUUAUGUGCCAAAUAUGAAGAACAAACUGCUAAGCCUUGAACAACUGCUGGAUAAAGGAUACUCUAUGAGUAUGGAGAAUGGACAAAAGAAGAUGUUUGAUAUUGAAAAUAGGCUUAUCUUGAAGACACCAUUGUCCAAUAACAGAACCUUCAAAAUUAAAAUCCAGAUCAAUGAAAAUCAGUGUCUUGUUGCAGAGAUCAGGAGGGAAGACUGGUCGUGGCACCAGAAGUUUGGACAUAUGAAUUUUAGAAGUCUUCAAAUGUUGUAG
This is a messenger RNA of Cicer arietinum (chickpea), 1329 nucleotides long. RefSeq lists its product as uncharacterized. NCBI's taxonomy places the organism in Eukaryota, Viridiplantae, Streptophyta, Magnoliopsida, Fabales, Fabaceae. The record is from RefSeq and is a predicted model, not a curated record.